Molecule: messenger RNA, 1710 nt
Organism: Corylus avellana
Lineage: Eukaryota; Viridiplantae; Streptophyta; Magnoliopsida; Fagales; Betulaceae
Gene: PP7
Product: serine/threonine phosphatase 7
Molecular function (GO): hydrolase activity
Source: RefSeq, a predicted model, not a curated record
UCAGAGCAAUAUAAAGAAAAAAAUAAAAAUAAAAAUAAAUGUCAGCACAUUCAGACUCAGCAGCAGCUUCUCCUGCUAGCAGAGAAUUACCGUCGACGUCAUCGUCACCGUCAAAUCCGAUACAAAUACCUCUGACAUGGCCGCCCGACGGCAAGGUGGAUCUGGACUGGAUCCACCAUCUGAUGUCCGCCUUCGACUGGUCUUCCAAGAAUCUCCCGCCGUCCGAUUUCCCCUCGGUCCUUCCGGUCCAGGCAUUCGACGGUCUGGUUCUGACCGCGUCCAAGAUCCUCCACAAGGAGCCCAACUGCCUCACAAUCGAGCCCGACGAAGACUCGAGCGCAGCUGCUGAGGUAGUGGUCGUCGGGGACGUUCACGGCCAGUAUCAUGAUCUCCUCUUUCUUCUUCAGGACGCUGGCUUUCCCUCCGAAAAUCGCUUCUUCGUCUUCAACGGCGAUUAUGUCGACCGAGGCGCUUGGGGCCUCGAGACCUUUCUUCUCUUGUUGGCCUGGAAGAUCUUUAUGCCACAUAGAGUAUUUCUUCUACGCGGAAAUCAUGAGUCCAAGUAUUGCACCUCUGUUUAUGGCUUUGAGAAAGAGGUGCUGACAAAGUAUGGAGAUAAAGGUAAGCAUGUCUAUCGGAAAUGUUUGGGGUGCUUCGAAGGGCUUCCCUUGGCCUCUAUUAUAGCUGGACGUGUAUAUACUGCUCACGGAGGGCUUUUCCGCAGCAUUCCUGUGACCCCAUCAAAGAGAUCAAAAGGGAAGAAGAAUAGAAGGAUUAGUUUCAACUCCGAUCCCAAGUCUUUUACUCUUGGUUCGUUGGACGAAUUGUCUAGGGCUCGAAGGUCAGUUCUUGAUCCUCCCUGGGAAGGUUUGAAUCUGAUUCCUGGUGAUGUGCUAUGGUCUGAUCCAUCAAUGACUCCCGGUCUUUCUCCGAAUAAGGAGCGAGGCAUUGGUCUAUUGUGGGGUCCUGAUUGCACAGAAGAAUUCCUGAAAAAUUUCAAUCUAAAGUUAAUCAUCAGAUCGCAUGAAGGCCCUGAUGCAAGGGAAAAGAGGCCUGGUUUUGGAGGAAUGGAGGAAGGGUACACCAUAGAUCAUGUUGUGGAGUCUGGAAAGCUGAUUACUCUGUUUAGUGCUCCAGACUACCCACAAUUUCAGGCAACAGAAGAAAGGUAUAAAAAUAAGGGGGCGUACAUUGUUCUGGAACCCCCUAAUUUUGAUAAUCCAAAAUUUCAUAGCUUUGAAGGGAUUGCUCCAAGACCACAGGUGAAUGCCUACUAUAAUUAUGAAGAUGUGAUAGACUCGGAUGAAGAAUUGGACCUGACAUCGAUGGUAACUACUUCUGAAGGUUCAUAAUCAAUUGCUGCAUAUGGAAUUUGUAACAUUUUUUGAAGCUGUACAUGUAUUCUCCUUGAGUUUAUUGUAUUUUAGCCCUAUUGUAAGAGGUUUUCUUUUCCUUGCCCCUUUCAAAUCUAGAAUUUUGCAUUAAGCUCAGACAGGGCAAUUUUACAGUAUGAAACUGUUUUGGCUGUUACAUUCAUAAAGUUAACAGUAAUGGUUGGAGAGGUAAUAUCUUCAGUGGAAUAUGAGGGGGAAAUACUUCUUCAGAAGAUAUUCCUCACCUCAAGAUACCUAGUUUGCUUACAUUUAUGUAAAAUAGCUCAAGGGAGUGCUUGCUAAAAUCUUGAUAAUUUGAAGUUCCAUUACUUUAAAA